Molecule: messenger RNA, 489 nt
Organism: Penaeus chinensis
Lineage: Eukaryota; Metazoa; Arthropoda; Malacostraca; Decapoda; Penaeidae
Exons: 4
Coding region: 4-489 (161 amino acids)
Source: RefSeq, a predicted model, not a curated record
GACAUGUGGGGGGUAAUAGUCGCCAAGAAUCACGAAUUAUAUCAAGACGAUUUGUGGAGAGAGAAGUUCGAGAAGAUAGAAAACCGAGAUCGUUUGAAGGAUGACUUAGCUAAAUUGUGCGUCGAGCGGCAAGCAAGGGACGCGGCCGAGCAGGCGGAGCGAGUGCGCUUGCGCCAGAAUAUUGAAGGCAGUGACCAGGUCUUCCACCAGUAUCGAAUGCAUAUGCACAGACAGGCCGAGGAAGAGAAGCAGCGGAAGAGAGAUGUUGCUCUGCGGGAGAUAGAGGAGAUCAGGAGGGACAAGCUGCUGGAGGCUGCCCGGGAAGACCAGCUGAGAGACGAGGACCUGAGGUAUUCCGCCUUCAGGAGAGCCUACGCCAGGAGGGUCAAGCAGAGGGUGCUGGAUAAGAUGCAAGGGAAAAGGCCCGCGCCCAUUGAGGAUCUGGACGAGGCGGCAGCGGCGGCGGCCACUUACGAGAAUAUUGUUUAA